GUUAAAGGUUCCUGGGUGUUCUCCUUCGCGAUCUACGUUUGCGUCUGGCCACAUUCUGGGCCAUGGACACAACCUUUAGUAGUAUUAAUAUUUGUUUUUUAAUAACUAGCUAGUAAAGCCAAGGACUGUUGGAGAAAUUAGUAUUGGCCGAAUUGGUUUCAGAAUCUGGUUGAGGCUCGUUGGCCGGUGAAUGCAUAGAGUGAAGAAGGUAAAACUUGGAGAUAAAACAGAAGGUUACUGGAAAAGCUCUUUAGAAGUGAACAUGACGGCGGUGGACGCGCUAACAGACAGCACAGAGGUGGUGGAGAUGGAGGAUGUCCCGUCUCAGUUCUAUGUGGAGAAGCACUCCUGGGAUGGCCUGCGUGACAUCAUUCAUAGCAGCAGGAAGUACUCAGGAAUGAUCGCCAACAAAGCGCCUCACGACUUCCAAUUUGUGCAGAAAAACGAUGAGUCAGGCCCCCACUCCCAUCGACUUUACUACCUCGGAAUGUCUUACGGAAGUAGAGAGAACUCACUGCUUUACUCUGAAAUCCCCAAGAAGAUCCGUAAAGAGGCCCUCUUGGUGUUGUCCUGGAAACAAAUGCUGGAUCACUUCCAGGCCACUCCACACCAGGGGGCCUAUUCACGGGAAGAGGAGCUCCUCAGGGAGCGUAAACGUCUGGGAGCAUUUGGGAUCACCUCCUAUGACUAUCAUGCCCAGACCGGCCUGUUCCUCUUCCAGGCCAGCAACAGCCUCUUCUACUGUCAGGACGGGGGAAACAACGGCUUCAUUCAGUCUGCCCCCAUGAAGCCGGUGGAGAUUAAGACACAGUGCUCAGGGACCCGCAUGGACCCCAAGAUCGCCCCAGGAGAGCCCAACUUUAUCGCCUUCAUCAACAACAACGACUUGUGGCUGGCAAACAUCCAGUCUGGGGAGGAGAGGAGACUCACGUUCUGUCAUAAAGGUCUGGAUAAUGUGAAGGAGGACCCCAAGUCUGCGGGCGUGGCCACCUUUGUGAUCCAGGAGGAGUUUGACCGUUUUACUGGCUACUGGUGGAGUCCGUCUGCGAUGCAGGACUCUGACGAGGGGAAGACACUUCAUCUGCUGUAUGAAGAGGUGGACGAGACGGAGGUAGAGAUCAUCCACGUUCCCUCUCCGGCCCUGGAAGAGCGGAAAGCCGAUGCCUACAGAUACCCCCGCACAGGCAGUAAAAAUCCCAGAACCACACUGAAACUGGCCGAGAUUAAAACAGACAACCAAGGCAAAAUCAUUAGCAUUCAAGACAAGGAGCUGGUUCUUCCCUUCACCUCCCUGUUCCCUGGGACAGAGUACAUCGCCCGGGCAGGAUGGACAAGUGACGGCAAAUAUGGUUGGGCCGUGCUGCUGGACCGCAGUCAGAGGAGGCUCCAGCUGGUCCUGCUGCCCCCGGCCCUCUUCAUCGCCGUCACAGAGGACCCGGCCCAGAGGCAGGAGAGCCUGGAGGCCGUGGCCCACGACGUCCACCCAUACAUCGUCUACGAGGAGACCACCAACGUCUGGAUCAACGUCCAUGAUAUUUUCUAUCCGUUUGUUCAGACAUCUGAGGACGAGUUUACUUUCAUAUGGGUGAAUGAAUCCAAAACAGGCUUCAGCCACCUGUACAAAAUCACAUCGGCCCUGCAGCGCGGCAGUUACCACUGGUCUGGGGACUACAAGCACUCCGAGGGAGACUUUAAGUGUGUAAUCAAAGAGGAGUUGCCUCUGACCAGUGGAGAGUGGGAGGUGUUGGCCAGGCAUGGCUCCAAGAUCUGGGUGAACGAGGCAUCCAAGCUGGUGUACUUCCAGGGUACUAGAGACACUCCUCUGGAGCACCACCUGUACGUAGUCAGUCACGAGUGCCCAGGAGACGUCGUCAGACUCACCAAGCCUGGCUUCUCGCACAGCUGCUCCAUAAGCAAGAACUUUGACAUGUUUGUCAGCCACUACAGUAACGUGAGCACCCCCCCCUGUGUCCAUGUCUACAAGCUGGCCGGCUCUGAGGGAGACCCUCUCCAUAUGGUGCCUGAGUUCUGGGCCAGCAUGAUGGAGGCCCCAGGUUGCCCAGGGGACUACAAAUCUCCUGAGAUCUUUGACUUCCCGGGAAAGUCAGGCUUCCAGCUGUAUGGGAUGGUCUACAAGCCACACAACCUCCAGCCGGGCAGGAAGCAUCCCACUGUUCUCUUCGUCUAUGGCGGCCCGCAGGUCCAGUUAGUGAACAACUCGUUCAAGGGCAUGAAGUACCUGCGCCUCAACACCCUGGCGUCUCUGGGAUACGCCGUGGUGGUCAUCGAUGGGAGGGGCUCCUGUCAGAGGGGCCUGGAGUUCGAGGGGGCUCUAAAAAACAAAAUGGGCCAGGUGGAGAUCGAGGACCAGGUGGAGGGGCUGCAGUACGUGUCGGAGAGGUUCAACUUUGUGGACCUGAGUCGCGUGGCCAUCCACGGCUGGUCCUACGGAGGUUUCCUCUCUCUCAUGGGCCUCAUUCAGAGGCCCAACGUCUUCAAGGUGGCCAUAGCUGGUGCUCCGGUGACCGUGUGGAUGGCGUAUGACACGGGCUACACAGAGCGCUACAUGGACACGCCGGAGAACAACCAGCAGGGCUAUGAGGAAGGCUCUGUGGCCCUGCAUGUGGACAAGCUGCCCAGCGAGCCAAACCGCUUGCUGAUUUUACACGGAUUCCUCGACGAGAAUGUGCACUUUUUCCACACCAACUUCCUAGUGUCACAAAUAAUCCGUGCUGGGAAGCCAUAUCAACUACAGGUGUAUCCCAACGAGCGACACAGUAUUCGCUGCCCAGAGUCAGGAGAGCACUACGAGAUCAUGCUGCUGCACUUUCUACAACAAUACCUCUGAAAUCGUCUCGAAGAUCACCCCCCCCCCACCCCGUAACGGACCCAUGACACCCCACUCAACACGUUCAGAGGCCUGAGACUCUGUAGCUACACCCACCCACCCACCCUCCAUUUUACCACGAACUGGAGAUCACACUUAAUUAUACCUCCACCCACCCUCUCUGUCUCUCUCUCUGUCUCUCUCUCUCUCUCUCUCUCUCUCUGCCUCUCUUUCACUCGCUCUUUAUCGCUUCCAUUCUGUCACCCCCACAUUAGGGAUGUUCCGAGGCAGUUUUCUGGUUUCACCCUUGGGGGGCUGUGGAAUAAAAGGACUGUCACCAUCUGACUCUCUACGUUAUCUGGAGGCUUUGCCACAAAUCGCUCACCUUUCAUCCCUUUUCUCCGGAACCAUGUUUGUUUUGCCAAAUGUUUUGCUCUCUUUUUUUUUUUUUUCCUCCAUUUUAUUCAUUUAAGACAGUGGUAGGAGUGUUUUUUUUCCUCAAACAUGAAAUGGAAUAUAUAUAAACACCCACAAAGACACACCAACACUCUUGACACUGACAGGAAGACAUAGCUGUAAUACUUACUAUGCGUUUGAACCUUGAAUGUGUUGUAAUGGCUAGAGGAAGAAACCCUGCCCUGCUUGCGAUCAUUAACUAUUUUAAGUGUGUAUUGUUAAAAGAAAAUAUUUUUAUGGAUUCUUAUUCUUUUAUAAUGAGUGUCUAAUGAAGUCGCUCAUUGACAUAAUAAAGUCAUUUUCGCGCCCUU
Esox lucius (northern pike) is the source of this 3594-nucleotide messenger RNA. RefSeq names its product dipeptidyl-peptidase 9 (gene dpp9). Gene Ontology annotation, molecular function: serine-type peptidase activity; dipeptidyl-peptidase activity. The record is from RefSeq and is a predicted model, not a curated record. Gene Ontology annotation, biological process: proteolysis. Lineage: Eukaryota; Metazoa; Chordata; Actinopteri; Esociformes; Esocidae. Bases 191 to 2848 code for a protein of 885 amino acids. The transcript is spliced from 21 exons.